AUGCCUGAUUCGAGUGAAACUGGCGCGGGAUCGGGAGCCGCACCAUCGAAGGCCGCACAAUUAAGGUCACUAAAACAAAAACGCUCACAGGUAAAGUCUCAGUGCACAAGGUGCGCAACGUAUUUGGGCGGAUUGGACGCGCAAAAUACGUCGGUCGUCGAAUUGCGUCAAAGGCUUAAAAAAUUCAGCGAGACGUGGAACGACUUCAACACAGUGCAAACGGCGAUCGAAGAGAUACAGGACAGUCCGGAAGAUGCGAGAGGCCACGACGAAGAAAGAGCUACAUUCGAAGAAAGAUACUUCCAGAUCGCAACGGAGCUCGAAAUAUUAAUUGAAAACAAGACGAGGAAUCAAAUGCUUACCGCAGAUCACACGCCACAAUUACUAAGAGGGGGAACGCCGGCUACUCAAGGAAGCGUGGGUAUUAAUGAUCACUUAAAAUUACCGCGCGUUAACCUCCCCACAUUUGCAGGCGCUUUUGAAGAGUGGAUGCCUUUUAGAAAUAUGUUCCAGAGCAUGAUCGAUAAUAACACAUCAUUGCCCAAGGUUCAAAAAAUGCAGUACUUAAUAUCGGCGUUAAGAGGUGAAGCGCGCGAUGUAGUGGGCUCGCUCGAGGUAGCGGAAGAAAAUUAUAUUGAAGCUUGGGAAAUGCUUAAAGAAAGGUACGACGACCCUGGCUUGAUAAUUCAAAAGCACAUCCGUGCGUUAUUCGAUGUUCCAACGAUCGUCAAGGAAAACCAUCUACUCAUACGACGAUUAAUGGACAACGUUCUGAAGCACUUACGAGCUCUUAAAGCAUUAAAAAGGCCUACGGAUUACUGGGAUGAUUUGGUCAUUCACCUGGUGACAAGCCGGUUAGAUCCCAAAACGAGCAGAGCUUGGGAAGUCACCCUUAAGCGGGGAGAGAUACCUACCCUCAAGCAAUUGACGGAUUUUCUCGCACAGCACAGUAAGGCCUUGGAGGCAUCAAUCCGCACAGCUCGAACAGGAUCCUCAAGCACGGGCCAAGACAGGAUUGGCCAAGCCAGGGCCACAACCGCGAACAUAGCCACAACCAAUAACAAGUGCGCCUACUGCGAAAAGGAAAACCAUGCUAUAUACAAAUGCGAAGACUAUCUACGGCUGGAUGUAAGUCAGCGAAUAAAAGAGGCUAGAUCACGCAGGUUAUGCUUAAAUUGCUUAAAGGCUGCAUCUCACCAAACCAAGCAUUGUAACGUAAAGCCGUGUCGCCAAUGCAACAAACGGCACAAUACGUUGCUUCAUCUUGAGCAAGCAUUGAUUAAGAAGGCGGAAACGUUAACGGAAAGCUCAAGCGCUGCGGAGGGAAAGAUAGUAGCGACAUCCAUAAACCACGCCGCAAGCGUGCAAAACAAACAAGUGUUACUGGCGACAGCCGUAGUCAAGGUAACGGAUAGCAGAGGCAACGAGGUGCUUUGCAGAGCAUUAUUGGACAGCGGGGCUCAGUCUUGUUUUAUAACUAGCAGUUGCGCGAAGAAAUUAGCCCUCGAACAGUUUGGCGCUUACACUCCAGUGCGUUGCCUCGGAGAACUGUCCACACGAACGAAUAAAAGAGUCAGAAUAAAGCUACAAUCAAGAAUCAAUAAGUUCAAGGCGGAUCUCGAUUGCCUAAUCAUAGAUCAGAUCAUACAGUUCAUGCCUGACGAUACGAUUAAUACCAAUGAUAUUCAAAUUCCGGAGGGCAUUAUUUUGGCAGAUCCAGAAUUCUAUGAACCCGCAAGAGUUGACUUGCUUUUGGGAGCAGAAAUUUUUUAUGAUAUCAUGUGCAUCGGCAGAAUCAAGCUCUCGACGGCGCAACCAACGUGGCAAAAAACAUUGCUCGGCUGGAUAAUUAGUGGCAGCCUCGUGACGACAGCUCGGAAACAAAAUGGCACGAUGUGCAAUUUGGCAAUCUAUGAUCAAUUGAACGCAAAUCUCACUCGAUUUUGGCAAAUCGAACACAACGAAAGACAAAGCACCCGGUCCCCGGAGGAGCGCGCAUGCAAAAAGCACUUGGCCAACACAUAUAAACGAAAUAAAGAAGGAAGGUUUAUAGUGUCCAUGCCAAUAAAAGAGGAUCGACUUCAAGAGCUUGGAGAGUCCCGCGAACGGGCUGUUCAGCGAUUCAGAAACCUUGAAAGAAAAUUUACAAGGCAGCCGCAAUUGAAGCAGGAAUAUGCUAGAUUCAUACACGAAUAUCUAAAAUUAAAGCAUAUGAAAGAAAUUCGAAAGGAUGACGCUAGAUGGAAUGCGCAACCACAAUGCUAUCUUCCACAUCAUUGCGUCAUAAAGGAAGCAAGUUCGACUACAAAAUUAAGAGUAGUAUUCGAUGCAUCCAGCAAAGAUACAAAGGGCGUCUCAUUAAAUGAUAUCCUGAUGGUAGGACCGGUGCUGCAACAAGACCUUGUAUCAAUCUUGUUAAGAUUCCGAAGUUUUAAGUAUGUAAUAACUGGCGACAUAGCUAAAAUGUAUCGUCAAAUACUCAUCACGGACGAUCAAACAGCACUUCAACGUAUUGUCUGGAGAGACGAUCCAAACCAAGAGCUUAAAACUUACGAACUACUAACGUUAACAUACGGAACAGCGCCAGCAUCCUUCUUGGCAACUAAAGUUAUUUAUCAAUUGGCCGAGUUAGAGGAAAAUCGAUUCCCAAAAGGUGCAGCAAUUGCACGAAGAGACUUCUACAUGGACGACCUUAUAACGGGUGCUAACUCGAUAGAAGAGGCGGUCGUGGGUCGUGACCAGGCGGCAGCGUUGUUACAAAAGAGAGGAUUUACGCUUAGGAAAUGGGCGUCCAACCAUCCGGAGCUACUAAAAAACAUUCAAGGGUGCACAACCGACGGCACAAUUAUGGAGCUGGAUAAAGACGGUGCAGCAAAGACGUUGGGCGUGAAAUGGAAUCACGAAAAGGAUGUGUUCCAAUACUCCAUCAAAAUAGCGUGCCCUACAUCAUGCACAAAGCGUCAAAUGCUUUCCGGCAUAGCCCAAAUAUUUGACCCUGUCGGACUAUUGGCGCCAGUAAUACUAACAGCAAAACUACUAAUUCAAGAACUGUGGAGAUUGCAAUUAGGUUGGGACGAGUCAUUGCCCACGGAUGUAUUCACGAAAUGGUCAAAUUACGUUACGGACAUACAAUGUUUGAACGAGUUCUGUGUCCAGCGACGAGUCAUGGAGGACGCAAAGACGUCGCCCCAACUUCACGGAUUUUGUGAUGCCAGUGAGAAGGCAUAUGGCGCAUGCAUUUAUGUGCGAAGCCUCGAUCGGAAUAACAUGGUUCGGACACAAUUAUUGUGUGCAAAGUCCAGGGUAGCCCCACUUAAAGCGGUAUCCAUCCCGAGGUUGGAGUUAUGCGGAGCUCAGCUGCUGGUGCAAUUAACAAACAAAGUCAAGACUUCGUGUGAUAUCAAAAUAGAAAAGGUCUAUUAUUGGACGGACUCUUCGAUAGUAUUACACUGGAUUAAAGCAACUAAUAAGAAGCUUCCAGUAUUUGUAGCUCAUAGGGUAGGAGAGAUCCAGGAGUUCACAUCCAUUGAGGACUGGAAUCAUGUAGGAACAAAAGAAAAUCCAGCAGACUUGGUUUCCCGAGGCGUCGCUCCAAAGGAGCUAUGCGAGUCGCAAUUAUGGUGGCACGGGCCUAUAUGGCUAAAAGACCAAGUUCAAAUCGAUCGUCGAGCAGAUGUCGAAGAUAUUGACGACGAGCCAGAACAGCAGAGCGACCGGGUGAUAGUGGCAAUGGUCAAACAAGCAAAGGAUAACAUCGUGAGUCGAUUUUCCAGUCUUCAAAAACUCGUUCGGGUUACGGCUACAUGCAUAAAAUUUGCGUGGCUUUGCAAGAAGGAAAGCGAAGUAAAAGCAUCGCAGCCGUUAACAGUCGAAGAAUUGGAGCAGGCCAAAAAACGCAUAGUCAAAAUGGAACAACUAAGCGCAUUCGGGCCGGAAAUGCGAGCCUUGUGCGAGAGACAAGCCAUAGGAAGUAGUAGCAAGCUAAAGCAUCUCAACCCAUUUCUAGACAACGACGGCCUACUACGCGUAGGGGGCGCGGACGCGACAUUAGCGGCGGUGCGACAGUUGUACUGGCCUCUCAAGGCGCGCGGUGCGGUUAGGAAAAUAACUCUCACAUGUAUUAAGUGUUUUAGGUUAAGACCUCGCAAUUCAGAGCAAAUAAUGGGAAGUUUGCCAAUUAGUAGGGUCACCCCGUCAAGACCGUUUGCGAAUACGGGCGUGGAUUUCUGCGGUCCCAUAUAUGUACGUGAACGCAGGGGGAGAGGGGCCAAGCGUGUCAAGGCCUACGUAGCAGUAUUCAUAUGUAUGGCGGUCAAAGCCGUGCAUUUGGAGGUAGUUUCGGACCUGACUACAGACGCAUUCCUUAACGCCUUCAAACGAUUCAUUAGUCGGAGAGGAAAGCCAACCAACGUGUAUUCAGAUAACGGCACCAAUUUCAUUGGAGCAAAUCGCGAGUUGGAAAAGUGUCUAGAGUUGUUUCGCUCGGAACAAUCAAAGCGCAAGAUCUUGGAUCACGGAGCGCUAGAGAAAAUUAAAUGGCACUUCAUUCCGGCACGGGCGCCUCAUUUCGGAGGCCUAUGGGAGGCUGCGGUGAAAGCCUGCAAGACUCAUUUCUACAAGACAGCUGCAGAAGCAGCCAUGACAUUCGAAGAAGCCUCUACGCUCGUAGCGCAAAUAGUGGCUAUUCUAAAUUCACGUCCUAUAACAGCAUUGUCCGAUGACCCCAACGAUUUGAGUUUCCUAUCUCCCGGCCACUUUCUUAUAGGAGACGCUUUGACAUCUUAUCCAGAGGGAGAUGUGUUGGAAAUAAAAGUCAACCGACUAUCAAGGUGGCAAAUGGUGGAGAGAAUACGCCAACAUUUUUGGAAAAGAUGGUCCUCGGAAUAUCUACUCAAUUUACAGCGGCGAAACAAAUGGUUGUCAAAUACAGGCCCUCAAAUAAAGGUUGGUCAAUUAGUCGUGUGUCGAGAAGACGGUUUACCACCGUUGAAAUGGGCUCUCGGCCGAGUGCAAUCUGUAUAUCCCGGAAUGGAUGGAGUAGUUAGAACGGCAACGAUCAGGACUGCCACCGGCGAGUAUAAGCGUCCAGCCGCCAAAUUAUGUAUACUUCCCGUAGAAGACAGUACAAAUAGUAGUAAGGAAUAA
Messenger RNA from Solenopsis invicta (red fire ant), 5145 nucleotides. RefSeq lists its product as uncharacterized. The record is from RefSeq and is a predicted model, not a curated record. The coding region runs from base 1 to 5145 and encodes 1714 amino acids. The transcript has 2 exons. Lineage: Eukaryota; Metazoa; Arthropoda; Insecta; Hymenoptera; Formicidae. Gene Ontology annotation, molecular function: aspartic-type endopeptidase activity; nucleic acid binding. Gene Ontology annotation, biological process: DNA integration; proteolysis.